ACACUCAGCUGUUUCAGUCAGUAGUCAGCUGAUCGGACUCGUGGUACUUGUGCGCGGGACCACGGCUCUCCAUACGGCUCACUUUACAUCAAUGUACACGCCGUUGAAACUGGAUUACUGGUGCUUUGAGUGAUUAUUUGUGGAAUGCAAUACAGGAACAAGAACAAAUCUAACUAGUGGUGAUACAUGAAUACACUAAUCGUAACAAAACCUAGUGCCUAAUCGGAGGAAUCGGCGCCUGUGAUCUGGGCGCCCAAGCAAGAGAGAGGCGGAGAGAGCGAGCGGAGAGGCCGACGGGCAGCGAGCAGACCGUAGGCGGAGCUCGGUGCAGCCGCGGCGACAAGGAACCGUCUGGAGGCAUCGCGGGCGGUGAGAGUGUUUCUGCCCAGCCAGGCCUCCCUCCCCGCGAGCGCUGCUCCCACACCUGUUACUGCUGACGGAGGCGCGCCUGCUGACGCCUACGUGAGGUGCUGACGGCAGCUGGAAGCGCGGUAAAUAAGAAAUCCCCCGGGAGGAGAGCCCGCCCACGCGCAGCACCAACAGCUGGUGUCCGCAGGGCAAGUGGCGGGUCGUGUCCCCGGGCGAGCUGUAGCGUCACCACCACCCUGACGGCGAGACCGCGCCAUGGGGGUGCACAGGACACUAGCGGAGGAGCCCGGCGGGAGCUUAGAGACUCUGGAGGAGGAGGAGGAGGAGGAGGAAGUUGUGGACUGCCUUCAGCGACGCCUCCACCACCAUGGCUACCCCCAGCGGCACCACUCCCCGACCGGCAGCACGGACAGCGACGUCCUCAACAACAACCAAGUGGACUCCGGCAAAGUUAACCUCACGGGAAAAGGGAGAGUCGACAUGGCCCAUUUCGAAUUGCUCAAGGUCUUAGGCACAGGGGCAUAUGGAAAAGUGUUCCUGGUGCGGAAGGUUUCAGGAAGAGAUGCAGGGAAACUUUAUGCAAUGAAGGUGCUAAAGAAAGCAACUAUUGUGCAAAAGAAGAAGACCACAGAACACACCAAGACAGAACGCCAAGUCCUGGAGGCAGUCCGUCAGAGUCCUUUCCUCGUCACCCUUCACUAUGCCUUCCAAACCGAUGCCAAGCUUCAUCUCAUUCUAGAUUAUGUAAGUGGCGGAGAACUCUUCACACACCUCUAUCAGCGGGAAAGAUUUCGCGAAGAAGAGGUUCGGCUUUACAUUGGAGAGAUCAUCCUUGCCCUUGAGCACUUGCACAAGCUGGGCAUAAUAUACCGUGAUAUCAAGUUGGAAAAUAUCCUCCUAGACUCAGAUGGGCAUAUAGUACUGACGGAUUUCGGUCUCAGCAAAGACUUCCUUCCCCAUGACACAGAGCACAGAGCCUACUCUUUCUGUGGUACGAUUGAGUACAUGGCACCUGAGGUGGUGCGUGGGGGCUCACAUGGCCAUGAUCAGGCGGUAGACUGGUGGAGUGUUGGUGUAUUAACGUAUGAAUUGUUAACGGGAGCUUCACCAUUUACUGUGGAAGGAGAGAAAAAUAACCAGCAGGAGAUUUCAAGACGAAUCUUGAAGACCCAGCCCCCACUACCAAGUGAACUGUCGUCUGAGGUUCGUGAUUUUAUCUCCCGGCUUCUUGUGAAAGACCCUCGUCAACGGCUAGGAGGCGGUCCAAGGGAUGCUGAAGAGCUGAAGGAACAUAAAUUCUUCAAGACUAUAAACUGGGAUGACCUGGCCAAGAAAAAAGUCCCAGCUCCCUUUGUUCCUCGUAUCAGCAAUGAACUUGAUGUCAGCAAUUUCUCAGAGGAGUUUACAGCUAUGGUUCCUCAAGAUUCCCCUGCCAUAGUUCCCCCAGAUGUGGAUAAAAUGUUCAAUGGCUACUCAUAUGUAGCACCUUCAGUCAUCUUUACUGAAAAUGUUGUUAGUGAUUCUCUCUUCAAGAUGUCUCCAGACAGAAGACCAGACACAAAUAAUCUAAUGGCUUGUAGCUUCAAGGAUUCUGCAUUUUUCCAGCAUUAUGAAUUAGAUCUACGAGAAGGCAUACUAGGUGAUGGCAGUUUUAGUGUGUGUCGUAGAUGUAUCCAAAAAUCUACAGGCCGUGCCUUUGCUGUGAAAAUUGUGUCGCGCAGGUUAGACUGUCAACAGGAAAUUAAUUUACUACGUGCUUGUCAAGGACAUUCCAAUAUAGUUACCUUCCAUGAAGUUUUUUAUGAUGAAGCGCACACAUACAUUGUUAUGGAACUUCUUGAGGGAGGUGAACUUCUUCAGAGGAUCAGAAAACACGAAAGAUUCACAGAAGCACAAGCGUCAGUCAUCAUGCAGAGUCUAGUGUCUGCUGUCCAUUAUAUGCAUACAAAAGGUGUUGUACAUAGAGACCUGAAGCCAGAGAAUCUCCUUUUCAAAAGUUCCUCGGAAGACUCAGAAAUCAAGGUUGUGGACUUUGGCUUUGCCCGCAUGAAGCCAGAAAAAGAUGGAUGUAUGAAGACCCCAUGUUUCACUCUUCACUAUGCGGCUCCUGAAGUUUUGCGACAGGCAGUUCAGCAGGGUGCUGCGGGUUAUGAUGAAACUUGUGAUUGGUGGAGUUUAGGUGUUAUUUUGUAUACCAUGUUGUCUGGUAGAGCCCCAUUUCAGUCAAGAAGUAAAGACGACACCUCAGCAUCUAUUAUUGCUCGCAUAAAAGGUGGAAGUUUUGACAUGUCUGGACCAGAGUGGCUAACUGUGUCAACUCAGGCAAAGAAACUUAUUAAAGGAUUGUUGACGGUAGAUGCCUCAAAACGUCUGACCAUCAAUGAAUUGUUGCAAGACGAGUGGUUGCAAGGUGGCCCGCCUUCUGUGUUCUCGGCCACGCCACUCAUGACCCCUACCAUUCUCAGUGCAAGGCCGACCCUCAAAGGACCUGUGUCAGCGGAGGCAGGGGUCAAACAAACCUUUCAUGCAUUCCAUAUGGCCACCAGAGAAGGCUUCCGUUUGUUAGAUGUCAGCAAUGCACGAUUGGCCCAGCGCCGGAAAAACAAAAAGUCAUCCACUGACGCCCGGAGCCAUUCUUCUACCUCAUCCCUCUCCUCUACCUCAUCAGCGUCUUCCCUCACUUCUACUCGUACACCUAGUAAAUCAGACCGUUGUAGUUCCUCACUAGGUGCGACUCCAAAGAAGGAGGAGAGCAUAUUUGACUUUGGGGAAGCAAGAGUCAAGGCAUAUUUGUCAAGCAUAGAGUCACCAUCGGAACCUACCUUCCCUGCCACACCCAGCAUAGCUCUUACGUUGCCAAGCCCACGGUUAAAAGGCAGUUCAAAAGGUAGUUCCCUUGGUUCGUUUGACUUAUCAAGAGGAGACAAAUCAAGUGAACCACAGUCAAAAUCAGAAACUUCCAUAGGUCCGUCUCCAGAAGUCUGCUCCCCUAACAGUAUGGUGUCUUAUAGGAAGGAAGAACAGUGCCUUGCAUCUCAAAAACAGUGUGAAGUCAGUGAGACCCGGAGAGAAGAUGUCUCAAGGACCAAAUGUCCUGGAAAUACACUCAAGCCCUCCCUGUGCCUAGGUGGCGAGUUCUCUGGCCCACAGACUCGAUCACGGAAAAGAAAGCUAGAAAAAAUCUGUGAUGCUGAAGUGACUGUAGUUAAACACGUGUUCAAAGGUAGAAACACUCGUAGUAAGAGAUUUGAUACUAUAGUAAUAGAUGAUUGAUGAGUGAGAGAGUUUUAAGGCAUUACAAGACACUUUCCAGAUUUUCAGUGAGUAUUUUAUCUCCUAUAGCUUAAAGCUCAGAGAUUGCUUUAUUAUAUAACUAAAUGUAAAUUAUAUAUCUGAUCUGAUGUGUACAUACAGAUUACAAUAAUAUUAUAACAUUUAUGCUCUGAAGUCUGUGUUAUGUAGGAGUUUACAUGUGCAAUCAGAAAAAAUCCAUAAAUAAAAUGCACUUCACAA
Molecule: messenger RNA, 3882 nt
Organism: Penaeus vannamei (Pacific white shrimp)
Lineage: Eukaryota; Metazoa; Arthropoda; Malacostraca; Decapoda; Penaeidae
Source: RefSeq, a predicted model, not a curated record